This is a messenger RNA of Hippocampus zosterae (dwarf seahorse), 4566 nucleotides long. It is a transcript of the gene gdf11, whose product is annotated as growth differentiation factor 11. The transcript is spliced from 4 exons. NCBI's taxonomy places the organism in Eukaryota, Metazoa, Chordata, Actinopteri, Syngnathiformes, Syngnathidae. Gene Ontology annotation, molecular function: growth factor activity; cytokine activity. Gene Ontology annotation, cellular component: extracellular region. Gene Ontology annotation, biological process: SMAD protein signal transduction. The record is from RefSeq and is a predicted model, not a curated record. Bases 641 to 1963 code for a protein of 440 amino acids.
CUGAAGGGAGCUAAAACUUGAGACGUGUUGAAACAUUUGCAUUCAUUGAUUUGGUUAUUUGCUCUUGAGAUACUCGGAGAGAUUCUACAGACGUGUGAUAAAACCUUUAUAUUUAUUUUCAACAAAUGUGUCAUACACUGUUCAUGGUUAUAUACAAAUAAUAAUUCUGUCUAAUAAGAGACCUUGCACCCCCCUUCGCUCUGUCCCUCUUGACUUGGUGACAGACCUAAAAGCCUUUUGUUGCCAUCUUAGCCAAUGGAGACGGAUGACGACAGCGGGCAGCUGAGAUAUAUAAAGAGCACCCUUUUUGACCGCUCUUGCACAUUUUCCAGUGACACUUCUGCACACUUACACACUUCCGUGGACUGAAACUUGUACAGACGACGCCAAAAGCAACCACCGUACCACACGUCAUCGGGCUUUUACGUUCAUCAGAUAGACAUUUUGUCAACUUGCAAUAAAGACACAUUGGAACGCACUUCUUGGCAACUUCUUGGUGUUGGAUUUAGAUGCCACUCUGGUAGGAUAAGGACAGGAGCGACGCACAGCCAAGAGAGUGGAUUUAACUGGUAACGUGAGUUAAACAACAAAAGGAAACAAGAAAAAAAAAAGUUGCAUUGCCUGGUGUCCGGGCAUCGUCAUGUCGGGGUAUAACUUCUUAUUGUGCUUGAUGGUGCUCAUUUCCCUGGGACAGUCGGGGAGCGAUGAGCCCAAUCUGCUGCUGCCUCCCGCCAGCGAGACGCCCACGGAUGCCGGCCUGUCGCCCCUGGACGAGGACGCCGGUUCCCACGAGUGCUCCGCCUGCGUUUGGAGGGAACAAAGCAAAGUGCUGAGGCUGGAGACCAUCAAGUCGCAGAUCUUGAGCAAGCUGCGUCUGAAGCAGGCGCCCAACAUCAGCCGGGAGGUGGUCAACCAACUGCUGCCUAAGGCGCCCCCGCUCCAGCAGCUCCUGGACCAUCACGACUUUCAGGGAGACGCGUCCUCCCAGGAUGAGUUUAUGGAGGAGGACGAGUACCACGCCACCACGGAGUCCGUCAUCACCAUGGCUUCUGAGCAAGAAGGACUUCAAACGCGAUCCUGUUCCACGCGCACGUCAAACCCAAUCACCCUUUCACGGUUAUACUCGCUGCCUUUGAUGGUCGUGUGGGUUCACACAGUACAUUCUGAACUGGACCUGUGCCAGAGUUGCUUCUUAGUAUUCACUCAAGCGGAGCCACUGGUGCAGGUGAACGGGAAACCCAGCUGCUGCUUCUUCAAGUUCAGCCCCAAACUCAUGUUCACCAAGGUUCUGAAGGCCCAGCUGUGGGUGUAUCUGCGUCCUCUGCAGCAGACCUCCACCGUUUACCUGCAGAUCCUGCGGCUCAAGCCUGUGACGGAGCAGGGCAGCCGCCACAUCCGCAUUCGCUCGCUGAAGAUCGAGCUCAAUUCCAGAGUGGGACAUUGGCAAAGUAUUGACUUCAAGCACGUGUUGCAGAACUGGUUCAAACAGCCCCACACCAACUGGGGAAUCGACAUCAACGCCUUUGAUGAGAGCGGCAAUGACCUGGCUGUUACCUCGCUGCGACCCGGGGAGGAGGGGCUGCAGCCGUUCCUGGAAGUGAAGGUUCUGGAGACGACCAAACGCUCUCGAAGAAACCUGGGCCUCGACUGCGACGAGCACUCCAACGAAUCCCGUUGCUGUCGCUACCCUCUGACGGUGGAUUUCGAGGCCUUCGGCUGGGACUGGAUCAUCGCGCCCAAGCGCUACAAAGCCAACUAUUGUUCGGGCCAGUGCGAGUAUAUGUUUAUGCAGAAAUACCCGCACACUCACCUAGUGCAGCACGCCAACCCCCGCGGCUCGGCAGGGCCCUGCUGCACCCCCACCAAGAUGUCGCCCAUUAACAUGCUAUACUUCAACGAUAAGCAGCAGAUUAUCCACGGCAAGAUUCCUGGGAUGGUGGUGGAUCGAUGUGGCUGCUCUUAGGCUGCGGGGGAUGACACACGCUUGUGCACGUUCACCAUUCCCUCAAACCACCAUGAAUGCGAAUGGAGCUCUCCCCUGGCAACAGAACCCAUUCCUCGCCACCAGAUUUAAAAAAUAAAAUUAAAAAAACUAAAGAAAAUUAAAACACAAAGGGGUUCCAUUUCCUGAAAUUCAAAUGAUUCUAACUUGUAGAAAGUUCUGUGUGAAAUAGGAAUCCAAAAAAAAAGGGAGGGGGGGGGGACUGAGUCAUGGAAAUAUAGUACAUUAAGUGAACAUGUGGUGCAGCUUCAGAGAAUGAGACAAACAUAUGUUUGAUUUCUGGUGUUGUGUUUUUAAUGGCAUCUUUGUGAAAUGUCCUUUUUAGUGGAUGGAGAUGGCAGGAGACUCAAGUAUUUUUAGUCUCAAAUUUAAAGACAUUUUAGUUCACAAACACUCUUCCUCAUGAGUGAUCUACAAAAAAACGGGGGCAAACAUUUCAACCGGAAUCCACAGUUAACAAGAAGUUGAGAAAUCCGGUUCAAUGUUGUUUACAGAUGUCUCGAGAUGUAAUGUUUUGAGGAGAUCCAAAACCAAACCCUUAAUCUAUAACACCUUAGUGCGACAUUCUUGCAUAUCUACAAACCCUUUUCACUGCUGCUUUGAUGUAUUUUAUUUGGAGUCUUGUAAAAAAAGCAACAGCGUGAAUGGAAAGUAUGACUAGUUCAGCUUGAGCCGCUACUUCACAUGUACAGCUAAGGCCAAAAUGAUUCAUAUGCUGGUCAAGUCUUGAGUUGAAGUAGAUUUGUAUUUGAUGAAUGGUUGCCGUUUAGCUGCAAAUGACACAAGACAAAAAAAAAAAAAAAAACGAAUAUGAGUUUAUAUUAUGAAUUUUUUAACUUUCCUUUAAAUUAUUUACAUCCGUGAUAUUGUCGGCGCUAAACGAUAACCGUUCAAUUACCAACGUUGCACUUUAAGUCAACAUUUGGCAAAGGUAUGAAUCAUUUGAGACUUAUCUCUACAUCGGGAAGCCGAGCAUUCCUAAAUCCUGACAUGAUGGACGUCAACAAAAAUGUCCGAGUAAUUCUAACACAUGAGCGCAUGUCAUCAAGCUGCUUCACUGAAACAUGAAGAAGCCUCGUUCAAAUCAAAAGGAACCCAACUCCGAUAGCAGACUAGACAAAAGACAAUGUAGAUCAUGCCACUAACCGCCAUUUAGAAAACUGCAUUUUGCCCCCACUUUCCCAGUUCAUUCUCAUCGUGAAGAAUUGCUAUUGUUAGUGCUUGAAUACAGUAGAGAUUAGUACAGUAUGCUCAAAGUGUGUCUUUGUCUCCAGGAUGUCUUAGCAGAGAUAUCCAUUUGUUGUAAACGAAAGCACUAUGCUGUUGGAAAAAGGAAGAGCCUUCUGACAUUAUUAUACUGUAUAUAAAUGAUAUAUGUGUAUAUUAAAAUGAAAAAGGCAUAUGAAAAACUUUUUUGGAGGGGCACUCUACCUUACCAACAAUAAAUUUUGCACUAUGGCAUGAGGAGGUAAAGUGUUAUUUUGUGUUUUGACCAAGCACAAGCUAGCUUGGACGAUGUAGCCUCAAAGAAACGAUAGUCAGCUUCUGCCGAGGAACCCAACCAUGUGGAGAAACUAGCAAGGUUAUCACUCGUCACACUCGUCCUGGCUUUUGUCUGAAGCGGGGGGCCUGUCCACUCCACAGAUACAUUCAAUCCAUUCUGGAACCCCGGACGUCCUGUCCCAUGCCAGCGGCCUGAAAGGCCUCCUUUCCAAACCUUGGGUGACAAGUCAUAUGUGUAAUAAAAAUCUGCAUCGACGAAUACAGAAUGCUUUAACUGCAAAUGGCCCGCCCACCUACUUUACUACAAAGUUAGCGAGACUUUAGAGUCUGAUUUGCCUUUGUGUGUGUUUUAAGGGAAAGCGCCCAUGUAAGAAUGGGAGGAGUAUCCAGGGAUCGUUAGCCAAAGUAGAGGACGACAUGUUGUGUGCUGUAACUUGUGUUGUUAUCGCAGGAAUUAUGCUAGAACUUUUCAAAGGGAGGAAAUUGCUGUUAGGGGCAGUGGUUGGAAAAUAUUCAACUGGUCAAUUGUCUAUAUUUAUUAAAAUUAAUUACAGUCUGUCUACCUCACUUUAGCAUUCAAAAAAAAGCUAGCUUAAAAAAAAGGAUUAAAAUGUGUAAAUGAACCCUCAUGGCCCCCAAAAAGAGUAGAAGAAAAACCACAGGGUCCUCGUACUCUCAGGCUGGGAUGGACUUAUUGACAGAAUGACUGAUGCUCAUGUGUGCUCAGAAGAUGGAAAUUAGCUGUGCCCGCCAUGGCCUGACAAUUGCUCAAGCCAUUUUGAAAUGUAGUCUUUGUAUACUGGUAUGUGUGCGAGUGGUUUAAUAGAAAUAUAUGAGAGUAAAAAGCCUCUAUGUAAAUAACAACCCAAAUGUUGACAUUUAUGAUGUUUUGGACAGGUUCGCCGCUUCUAAUGUUUUUCAUUCUUUGUGUAGUUUUAAAUAAAUCAUCCCAACAUUGUAGUUUAAAGGUUGUGCAUAUGAAUAACUGUUCAAUUGUUAUGUUUGCCUUUGUUGUUUAUUAUCAUUUUUUCUUUUGUACAAUAAAUCAUUUAUUUAGCUUA